CACAACCCUAAUUUACGUAAGUGCGAGAUUGUGUUUUUGAGAAGAAUAAAACCCAACCUUCAUCACUCGAUAAACCCUUUUAUUCCGUUGCUUCUCAGUUUCAGAAAGCGGCCACACACACAACACACAACACAACAACGCAAUGGUGAAGAAGAGCAAGAAGAGCAAGAGCAAGAGGGUCCCUUUGAAGAAGAAGUACAAGAUCAUAAGGAAGGUGAAGGAGCACCACAAGAAGAAGGCAAAGGAAGCUAAAAAGCUUGGCUUGAACAACAAGAAGAAGGUUGAGAAGGAUCCUGGGAUUCCCAAUGAUUGGCCUUUCAAGGAGCAAGAGCUUAAGGCCCUUGAAGCCCGAAGAGCUCGUGCCAUUGAAGAAUUGGAGCAAAAGAAAGCUGAACGCAAGGAGAGGGCUCGAAAGAGGAAGUUGGGUUUACUAGAAGAUGAUGGCGUGUCUCAAAUGACUGAAACAGAAGGGCAAGCUCAGGCAACGGGUACCGCAUCUGGGAAGAACCGAGAUAACGCAGAUAAACCCUUCUACAAGGAGUUGGUAAAAGUUGUUGAAGCUUCUGAUGUUAUUUUAGAAGUCCUUGAUGCCCGGGAUCCUUUAGGUACUCGCUGCACUAAUAUGGAAAAGAUGGUGAUGAGUGCUGGCCCGGAUAAGCGCCUAGUGUUACUAUUGAAUAAAAUUGAUCUUGUUCCCCGAGAAGCAGUUGAGAAAUGGCUUAAGUACCUUCGAGAAGAACUGCCUACUGUGGCCUUCAAGUGCAGCACCCAACAGCAGAGAUCAAAAUUAGGGUGGAAGUCAUCAAAGGCAGCAAAACCAAGUAAUAUUUUGCAAACAAGUGAUUGUCUUGGAGCUGAUACACUCAUCAAAGUCUUGAAGAAUUACACAAGAAGUCAUGAGAUCAAGAAGACUAUUACAGUGGGUGUAAUUGGGCUGCCUAAUGUUGGCAAGAGUAGUCUUAUUAAUAGCUUGAAGAGAGCUCAUGUUGUUAAUGUUGGUGCUACUCCUGGAUUAACAAGAUCGAUGCAAGAGGUUCAAUUGGACAAAAACAUUAAGUUGCUGGACUGUCCUGGUGUUGUCAUGCUUAAAUCACUAGAAAAUGAUGCUUCUGUAGCUCUACGGAAUUGCAAGAGAAUUGAGAAGUUAGAUGAUCCAAUUAGCCCAGUGAAGGAAAUUCUCAAUCGCUGUCCCGCCAGACUGAUGGUAACUCUUUACAAGAUUCCAAGCUUUGAUUCUGUAGAUGAUUUCUUACAGAAGGUUGCUGCAGUUAGGGGCAAGCUUAAGAAGGGUGGAGUAGCAGAUGUUGAAGCUGCUGCCAGAAUCAUUCUCCGAGACUGGAAUGAAGGGAAAAUUCCAUACUAUACCAUGCCCCCGGUUAGGGACGAAGGAGAAGUUUCAGAAGCCACAAUAGUUUCCGAGUUUGCGAAAGAGUUUAAUAUUGAUGAAGUCUACAGGAGUGAAACUUCAUUCAUUGGAAGCCUUAAAUCUGCUGAUGACUUCAAUCCUGUAGAAGUUCCUUCAAGUGGACCUCUUAAAUUCAAUGAGAGUACGCCGGAGGAUGAUAUGGCACCUGAACCGUCAAAUCAAGUUGAGCAGGAACCUGAAAACCCUGCUGGGAAUGAUGUUGAUGAAACAAUGGAAUGUCAAGAAGAUGGUAACAAGAACAAGGGAAAAUCUGCUGCUGAUAGACAGAAUGAGAAAUUAUAUGGAGCAGAGGGCAUACUUAAUACAAAACUUCAGAGAGCAGAGAAGAAGAGGAGGAAAAAGGCUAACAAAGGCACCUCUGAUGCCAUGGAUGAUGAUUAUGACUUCAAAGUUGAUUAUUUCAAGAAGGGCACGGCAAUGAGUGAUGGAGAUGAUGAUGACCAGAUUAAGAUUGAGGUGCCCAUGGCUGGAAUUUUGGACAAUGAAGGAUAAAGUGUAUGAUGGCUUACAAGCACAUUAUUUUGUCUUGGAGUUAUUGUCAUUUUUAUACAUUUUUGCACUACCGUUUUGUGCUUACCGAUGACAAUGGUCCUGUUAAAUUUUGGUCCGCAUUUUUGUGAUUU
This is a messenger RNA of Arachis stenosperma, 2049 nucleotides long. Its product is annotated as guanine nucleotide-binding protein-like NSN1. NCBI's taxonomy places the organism in Eukaryota, Viridiplantae, Streptophyta, Magnoliopsida, Fabales, Fabaceae. Gene Ontology annotation, cellular component: nucleolus. The record is from RefSeq and is a predicted model, not a curated record. Gene Ontology annotation, molecular function: GTP binding. The coding region runs from base 143 to 1918 and encodes 591 amino acids. The transcript is spliced from 9 exons.